Messenger RNA from Pichia membranifaciens NRRL Y-2026, 1425 nucleotides. RefSeq lists its product as hypothetical. Lineage: Eukaryota; Fungi; Ascomycota; Pichiomycetes; Pichiales; Pichiaceae. Gene Ontology annotation, molecular function: fumarate hydratase activity. Gene Ontology annotation, cellular component: tricarboxylic acid cycle heteromeric enzyme complex; mitochondrion. Gene Ontology annotation, biological process: malate metabolic process; fumarate metabolic process; tricarboxylic acid cycle. The transcript has a single exon. Bases 1 to 1425 code for a protein of 474 amino acids. The record is from RefSeq and is a predicted model, not a curated record.
AUGUCCGCUAGAGCAUUCUCUACCUCCCCUAUCGCUAUGAGAACAGAAAAGGAUGCGUUCGGUGAUAUCGAAGUUCCAGAUGAUAAGUACUGGGGUGCGCAAACCCAAAGAUCGUACCAGAACUUCAAGAUCGGUGGCACUAGAGAAAGAAUGCCAGAACCAGUCAUCAAGUCUUUCGGUAUCCUGAAGAAGGCUGCCGCCAAGGUCAACACCGAGUUAGGUGCUCUCGACCCAAAGUUGUCCCAGGCUAUACAACAGGCUGCCACUGAAGUUUACGAAGGUAAGUUGAUGGAGCACUUCCCAUUAGUUGUCUUCCAAACCGGGUCCGGUACCCAAUCCAACAUGAACGCCAACGAGGUCAUCUCUAACAGAGCCAUCGAAAUCUUGGGCGGCACUCUCGGCUCCAAGACCCCUGUCCACCCUAAUGACCAUGUGAACAUGUCCCAAUCUUCCAACGAUACCUUCCCUACUGUCAUGCACAUUGCUGCCGUCACCGAAAUCUCAUCCCACUUGUUGCCUGAAUUGACGGCUUUAAGAGAUGCUCUUCAAAAGAAGUCUGACGAAUUCAAGGACAUCAUCAAGAUCGGUAGAACCCACUUGCAAGAUGCCACUCCUUUGACCUUGGGUCAAGAAUUCUCCGGUUACGUCCAACAAUGUACCAACGGUAUCAAGAGGAUCGAAAUCGCUUUAGAACACUUGAGAUUCUUGGCACAAGGUGGUACCGCUGUUGGUACCGGUUUGAACACCAGAAUAGGUUUCCCAGAAAAAGUUGCUGAAGAAGUCACCAAGUUGACUGGCCUCCAAUUCUACACCGCUCCAAACAAAUUCGAAGCCUUAGCUGCUCACGACGCUGUCGUGGAAAUGUCCGGAGCCUUGAACACAGUUGCCGCUUCUUUGUUCAAGAUCGGCCAAGAUAUCAGAUACUUAGGUUCCGGCCCAAGAUGUGGUUACGGCGAAUUGUCCUUGCCAGAAAACGAACCAGGUUCUUCCAUCAUGCCAGGUAAGGUCAACCCAACGCAAAACGAAGCUUUGACCAUGGUCUGUACCCAAGUCUUUGGUAAUAACGCUGCCAUCACUUUUGCAGGUGCUUCCGGUCAAUUCGAAUUGAAUGUCUUCAAGCCAGUUUUGAUUUCCAACUUAUUGUCCUCCAUCAGACUUUUGGGUGACGCUUCAAACUCCUUCAGAAUCCACUGUGUAGAAGGUAUUGUUGCCAACAAGGACAAGAUUGACAAGCUUUUGCAUGAAUCCUUGAUGUUGGUCACCGCUUUGAACCCUCACAUCGGUUAUGACAAGGCCUCCAAGAUCGCCAAGAACGCUCACCACAAGGGUUUGACCUUGAAGCAAUCUGCAUUGGAAUUAGGUUAUUUGACCGAAGAACAAUUCAAUGAAUGGGUUAGACCAGAAAACAUGAUCGGUCCUAAAUAA